Molecule: messenger RNA, 737 nt
Organism: Triplophysa dalaica
Lineage: Eukaryota; Metazoa; Chordata; Actinopteri; Cypriniformes; Nemacheilidae
Product: DENN domain-containing protein 3-like
Exons: 3
Coding region: 193-651 (152 amino acids)
Source: RefSeq, a predicted model, not a curated record
CUCACCUGGUUUACUAUCUGGCGCAUGCGCAGAUCUCUCACCCUGGUCAUUCUCCGUCAAGUCAUGUGCGGCACUUUCUUUCGGAAUCGGAACACCGAAUACUGUCAAAGGCGUUCAUUUGUACCAUCAUCGCAAAGUUCACAGUGUACAUGAAGAGAGGGUCUACAGCACCUUGCGAGGUAUGAAGACAGAAUGUCAAUGGCAGAUCCACUGCCUUCAGGAUUGCUGGAAGCAUGUGUUGUUGUUGGACCUUCGAAUGAUAAACUUAAGGAGGUGUAUGAGUCUUUUCUGCAGGAAAACGGAAGUCCUUUACCUCUACUUGAUCCUGAGGUCCUGCAGGUUCAUGCACCCCCGUUCGUGACCAAAGGGAGCGUUAAUGAACCAGGUGUUGGAAACAUCAGCCGCACUCAACGGCGGUUUUCUUUCAUUAAAAAGAAAAACGACAGACACUUAGCCAACGCUGGAAAAGCCAAGGAAGAAACCACAGAGGAUGUCAGCGUUCCUAAAGACCUGGACCUGGUGGCCCUGCCACAACUUUGCUUUCCAGGUGAAACCAACUGUUUAAAAUCCUGUGUGUGCAUACAGACGUGUUUUCUUUGUAUGCUUGAUAAGCAAAGGUCCACACUUUUUGCAUAUAAGGUACUGGUUUGACCUUUUCAAGUGUUUGAACCAAAUAGAAAGUUUAUAUAUGUAACAAAUGUUCAUUUUUGAAUAUAUGUUCAAUUGGAAUAAAGAUG